UCGCCACGCCGACCAAUCAGGGGCAGCUCGGUGCCUCUUUCAGGAAGUUAGAGAGCUGUGCCUGGACGACAUAUGUCAAAAAUAAGAAUGUCCUUAACCGUUUUAAAGUCUGCUUACAGACUGAGGUCUCUCUGCAGACUGCAGCGAAUCCAGGGCCACAUGAUGUCGAGUAAGGUGGAAGCAGAGGUUCUUCUGGAGAAAGUGGGCAACGCAGGUGUGAUCACCAUAAACAGACCCAAAGUCCUGAAUGCCCUCAACCUGACCAUGAUCCGGCAGAUCUACCCUCAGCUCAAGAAAUGGGAAAAUGACAAUGAGACUGACAUAAUGAUCAUCAAAGGAGCAGGUGGGAAAGCCUUUUGUGCUGGUGGAGACAUCAGAGCGGUCACAGAAGCGGGGAAAGUUGGAGACUCUCUUGCGGAGGACUUUUUCCGUGAGGAAUACAUUCUCAACAAUGCUAUUGGAGCAUGCAGGAAACCAUAUAUCGCCCUUAUUGAUGGAAUAACAAUGGGAGGGGGUGUAGGUUUGUCAGUUCACGGACGGUUUCGAGUGGCCACUGAGAAGACUCUGUUUGCCAUGCCAGAGACUGCCAUUGGGCUUUUCCCUGACGUGGGAGGUGGCCAUUUUCUGCCGAGGCUCCGGGGGAAGUUGGGACUGUUUCUGGCCUUGACGGGCUUCCGUCUCAAAGGACGUGACGUGCAGAGAGCUGGAGUUGCCACUCACUUUGUAGAGUCUAAGAAGAUCCCAGACCUGGAGAAGGAGCUGGUGGACUUGAAGUCUCCCUCUGCUGAAGACGUCUCCAGAGUGCUAGAUUCCUACCAGAACCAGAGUAGACUGGAUUCUGAGAAGGUUUUUGUCUUGGACAAGCACGUGUCGGAUAUUGACAGGCUGUUCAGCUCCAGCAGCAUGGAGGGCAUCAUGCAGAACCUGAAGGCAGAUGGCUCAGAGUUCGCUAACAAACAAGCGGAGACGCUGUCCAGGAUGUCUCCCACGUCCCUGAAAAUCACCUAUAAGCAGCUGCAGGCGGGUGCAUCUCUGAGCCUGCAGGACGUGUUGGUGAUGGAGUAUCGGCUGAGCCAGGCCUGCAUGAGGGGCUGCGACUUUUAUGAGGGUGUAAGAGCCGUGCUGGUUGACAAGGACCAGAAUCCCAAGUGGAACCCGUCAACACUGGAGGAGGUGUCUGAUCAGACUGUAGACCAGUGCUUCUCCUCGCUGGGAGAGAAAGACCUGACCUUCUGAUGUCUGUCAGCCAACAGCUGCUUCCCACCUUCAAACACGCACCACCAAGCCUUCGCCAAGCCUCCAGUCCCCACAUGCCUCUACAGUUAGUCAUGUGAGAGGAUAGGAGAAAGUCUAUUAUUCUAUGACAAUACAUGGAUAGGUUGUAUACUUAUUAGUCUGACUCCCUACUAUUAAAUACAGUGGUGACAUUUUACAGGAAAAAUCCAGGCUGGUCAGAUUCAUGUUCAUGGCCAGAAGUUGAAAAUAGUAGCAGGAGAGGUAGCUGACAGAUGUCCCGCAUGCAGAAUGUUUAGAGUUGAGGUGCUCUGCAGUGGAAGUGGAAUCUUUGUUUGCAUAAGUGAUAACUCUCUUCUGCUGCAAGUUCAAGGACUCUGCCGCACAGCAGCAUGAACAUGAGGACAUGGGAGGAGAAAAUGAUCUCACCACUGAGUGCUUCAUUACAUUUCCUGUGGCUUGGAUCAGUAUCGUCUGUAUUUCUACAGUGUGGUCACUUGUUGUAAUUGAGAUAAUGUAUUAUCUCUAUUUCUGUAGUUUUGUCUUUUUUCCCCAGUAUGCUUCCCAGUAUUUGUAUUGUUUUAGAUGUAAUGUGGAUUAAAAAAGGAAUUCUCUGACAGAUCCAAACACUCCCCAAGACAAACGGCAGAUAUAGAAGUACAUAAAUAUUUUACUCUGAAUGCAUUUACAUGAUUGUUACAUUGAGCAGUUUGAAAUGUGUGUGAUAUAGUGUGUUUUCAUAAUUAACUUCUGAUGGACAUGUCACUGUUUUUCAGUAGGAGUCAGAUCACCUCCCUAAACAUUAGUUUCCAACAGCUGCAUUAUUUAUGAGCCAGACAGCCAGAUUAGGCAUCGAUGCUGGAACAGAGGGCAAUAAAGAGUUGGUAAUGUAA
This is a messenger RNA of Micropterus dolomieu (smallmouth bass), 2126 nucleotides long. It is a transcript of the gene hibch, whose product is annotated as 3-hydroxyisobutyryl-CoA hydrolase. Bases 73 to 1236 code for a protein of 387 amino acids. The record is from RefSeq and is a predicted model, not a curated record. Gene Ontology annotation, molecular function: 3-hydroxyisobutyryl-CoA hydrolase activity. Gene Ontology annotation, biological process: L-valine catabolic process. NCBI's taxonomy places the organism in Eukaryota, Metazoa, Chordata, Actinopteri, Centrarchiformes, Centrarchidae. The transcript has 14 exons. Gene Ontology annotation, cellular component: mitochondrion.